AUGAGCCUUUCGUUCUUGCCGAUCCCUUCAAUUCGCACAUCCGCUGGUUUGGCAUCGGUCGCCGCGAACACUCCCCGUCUAACCGACGCUCCGACGAGACGAAGGCCAACCUGGUUUGCAACCCGCUGCCAUUCUCCAUCCCUUGUUUGUGCGGGCCUCAGUCCUCAAUGGCAUCUCUACGUCAACCAUACCAUCCUCUUCUGCACGUAUAUCCUCCCGAGGCGAUUAUAUCUCUAUUCGCUUCUUCAUCUCCCCGCUCUCUACUGGCAACGUGUGGCCCGGAUCUUUGAGGAUGCGGAAGUCAGCCGACAUGAAGUGCAGCGGCUGGUCGACGCGUGCGGCGACGUCGCGAUGGCCUCAACCGUGGAUGCGGCGCUCGCCAGUGGAUAUGCAACGCCUCCACAAGGGGUUCAUCGAGCGCUCUCGCGGGGGAUACCAUUCCCUGAAGAAUGGGAGCCUCCGGUUGUUUCACCUGCGCUGGCGCGUUUCAAGAUAUCCUGGGAGCAGUUCAUUGAUAGCUUGUUGAGAGAGUGGAAGACCUUGAACCUGGUUUCUGCAUUGCUGCUCGCAACUAUACUCACUAUCUUCCAGAUACAGGACGCCGCGAACGACCCUCUCACUCGAUGGGCUUCCCUUAUGUCCCUUGUAUUCGCAAUCUGGAGUCUAUGUUACGGAUGCGUCUACAUCGUUCAGUUCAAUACCAUGCGGUCUAUGGAUAAAGCUUCACGAUGGGCCGAGGAAGCCCAACGCACACGAGCAGCGGUGUUCUGGAACAUCUGGGUCCUCCUCGCGACUCCCGUCGUCUGGCUCGCCUGGUCAAUGAUCGCAUUCUGCAUCGCCAUCCUCUCCUUCAUCUGGCGCACCGGCUCCACGAACCAGACCAACGGGUACCCGCCACUCACCCCCGAGCAGGCGCUCGGCCCGCGCGUCGCGAUCUCCGCCGUCUUCCUCCUCGGCCUGUUCAACUUCUGGAUGAUCCUCCGCUCUUUCAGCAGGUACACGCACACCUCUGUCAGGCGCGACCGCCGAAGCCGCUUCGGGCGCGGGGACCGCGACGACGAGCGCGGGCGCGGGCGGGUACGCAACGAGGACCGCGACCGGAUGCACGGCAAGGUCGUCGCGGCGCCCGAGCCCCGCAACGCGGUGGGGAGCAUCGGGCUCGGGCUCGGGCUGUCAGGCCUCGGCGGCGAGGCUGGGAGCAAGCAGGGGUCGCCCGCGACGGGCGGCGUCAUCCUCGAGAACGUUGACCUCGAGAAGGGCGAGGCGGUCUACUUGGCGGGGGACAGGCUGGCGGGUGGGCAGUUGCCGCGAGUAUCGCCGAAGCUGUGA
Molecule: messenger RNA, 1329 nt
Organism: Epithele typhae
Lineage: Eukaryota; Fungi; Basidiomycota; Agaricomycetes; Polyporales; Epitheliaceae
Exons: 4
Coding region: 1-1329 (442 amino acids)
Source: RefSeq, a predicted model, not a curated record